AUGGCGUCUCCCGCGCAGAAGCGCGCCAACGUCGUAGUAUCCAGGCUCAUUCCGCCUGUUUUACUCGGCGCUGUGGUGUACGCUUCUUAUGCGGUCACGAAACCAUUAUGCAUCGACUAUCUAAUUCAUCCGUUACCCUCCCAUAACCGAGGCCCCCGAGUCGGCGCUGGCGCCGCGAUCAUCGCGAUCUAUUACGUCCUUUUAAUCCCUAUGGUCGUUUCAUAUCUGCAUCUUUAUUACCAAGUCCUGUGGAAUCCCGGGUACCUUCCCCUCGGUGAACAAAAACUGGCGGAUGACGAGAACGAAAAGCAAUCGAAGCGCCGGCGUGGGAAGAAAAGCACGCGCAAACCCGAUCCGGAGAAGACAAUCCGGGCAGACGCGGAUGUGGAGAGAGGCUCGAACUCUACUGCUGUAGGCACCGCAGGUCAGUCAGAUCCUGGGCUGGAGAGCUUCUACACAAAAGAUGUCUUCGUCUGUCAGGCGGAUGGCCGGCCCCUGUGGUGCACCACGUGCUGCCAGUACAAGACGGACAGGGCGCACCACUGUCGCGAGUUGGGUCGAUGUGUGCGCAAAAUGGAUCAUUUUUGUCCUUGGGUUGGAGGCGUGGUGUCCGAGACAUCGUUCAAAUUCUUCAUUCAAUUCGUUGCUUAUACUUGCAUAUUCUGUACCUUUGCCCUUAUAGUGUGUGCUUAUUUUACAGCGGAGAUCCGACGCCAGACCGGAGGAGUAAACCCCCAUUGGUGUGUCUGUAUCGGACUGAGCGGCCUUUUUGCCUUCUUCACCGCCGGAAUGACCCUGAGCUCAGUCCAAAUGGGCAUAUUCAAUAUCACAACAAUCGAAAACCUAAACCGACGCAGUGCCGUCUGGACCCUUGCCAUCCGUGUCCCAGAACACCUCCUCGAGCGACUCUGGGUAGCAGAGUCCCCCUGGGCUCCGACAUUCCGCAUGGUCUCUUACCCAUUACAAGCACCAUCAACUCCAACCCAACCGCAAACAACAAACCCCUCAGGCGAACGCCACGUCUUCGCCAUCCUCCACACUCUGCCGGGCGAGAAUCCCUUCGACCUAGGUAGCCCAUUGAAAAACCUCCAGCAGGUCAUGGGAUACAACAUUUUCGAUUGGCUGCUGCCGAUCAAGAAGAGCCCGUGUGCCGACCAUAGCAGCAUGGAGAGUAAUUUUGCGCUGGGACCCGUGGUGACCCGCUUGCGGCUGGAGGCUGGACUGGCCCCGCCGCCCGAGAACGGGGCUGCUGUUCCGCAGCCCCCACAUUCGGGGCGUAGCCACCGGGAAAAAUCUCCUAGCGAUCAAUAG
Penicillium crustosum is the source of this 1311-nucleotide messenger RNA. Its product is annotated as DHHC family palmitoyltransferase. Gene Ontology annotation, biological process: protein targeting to membrane; peptidyl-L-cysteine S-palmitoylation. The record is from RefSeq and is a predicted model, not a curated record. NCBI's taxonomy places the organism in Eukaryota, Fungi, Ascomycota, Eurotiomycetes, Eurotiales, Aspergillaceae. Bases 1 to 1311 code for a protein of 436 amino acids. The transcript has 5 exons. Gene Ontology annotation, cellular component: Golgi apparatus; endoplasmic reticulum. Gene Ontology annotation, molecular function: protein-cysteine S-palmitoyltransferase activity.